GUUCCUUAUCACCGGUUAAAACGUUUCUCUUCAAAUCGUGUCGGAUCCGUGCGACGCGAAUUCGUGGCACACGUGCAAAAUGGACGAGUUUACCUGAGCGUCGUGGAUUUAAUUCGUGCGGUCGGUGUUCCGUUUUGAACCUCGGGGACUCGGGAACGUAAUCGAGAAGACGAGGAAAGACAAAAAAGAGGGAGUGGAUGGAGAUUUAACGCGUUGUGGCUACUUUCGAAUGCUCUACAAAUGAGAGCACUGGACACAAUCAUGAACUCGACUUGCGCCUCUUGUAUACUCGAACCGCCCCCCGACAUCCUCCACAUACCACCGCCGCCGUUCCCGGCUAUCCUGCAGCAGGGUUCCGAUUUCUAUCCGAGCAGUGACAUCCUGCCAUUCUUGCCGCAUCUAAAUGACAGCCCCUGCAAGCACUUCUGCGACCGGCGCUCCGAGGGUGUUCAGUACAUCGAGAUGCCUCAGCAAGGAACUGUAUUCGACGACACGUGGCUCCUGAUCCUGAUAUCGUCGUGCGUCGGCGUCACCUUCAUCGGCAUCGUGCUGGCGACGUUGUUCCUGAAGUGCAAGUUCAACAGAAGCGGCAAGAGCGGCGUGAUCUCCAUGCCGAACGCGGCCUCCAGCAUGCAAACGAAAAACGGUAGGGUGCAGAACGAGGCGGUGCUGUAUCCCUGCGCGACCGACACCAUGCAGGACAGCCGGGUGAUGUGGGCCACUCUUACACCGCGCGGCACCACCAGGCACUACCUGGAGGAGCACACGUACGAGACCAUCGGCGGUGGGCAGUUCCAGAAGCGCGCCUGUACGACCACACCAACCGAACAUGUAAAACUCAAGACUUACGCCGAUCCGCCAGCCAUUAGCCCGGUGCAAAGUCGGCCGAAGGACGACAAGGCUUUCGACAACACCGCGUUCGUGGAUUACGAGGAGCCCUUGUCCGUCAAGACCGAGUACUAUCAGCUCAACGACGUCCUGGAGCCGAACGAUUCCGGCAUUCUCACGAUCCAACGUGGCACCCUGCGCCCGCGCGUCAGCUCCCCGACGAGAAUCGAGCACCCGAACCUACCCCCGUUGAACCUCCACCCCCACAAGCGCGCGUCUCGCAAGGGCUCCGGGGCGCAGCACACCUCGGACACGCUGCUGCGAAGCAGCAUCACGUCGUCCACUUAUAUUCCCACCAUAUAAGCCAGGCCUCUUCGCCCCCGUCUCUCUCGUCUUCUCUUCGUCACACCUCCGCGCCGCCGACGAGCGAAGCCCAUCGACGCGCCGUGUCGCACUUCUCGUAUCCGACACACACACACACACACACACACACACACACACACCGCAUCAUUCGUAUCUAGUCAUUGUGAGCACGCACGUACCGACACCGCGACUCGGCGAACCUCAAGCUGAGUUUGAGCCUUUAAGUCCGAGGAAAGUUUAAACUCAGCUUAAGAUUCAGCGGACGUUGGUGAAAUCCAGCGGAAGUCGAAUCCGACCGAAACGACGAAGCCGUUUGCGAGGUGUGUGCGUGCUUCUUUUUUAUCGAUUGAUAUAUGACGUGAUCGUGUAGACGUAGAAUAGGCUCGAUCUUCGAGUGAAAUAUGUAUAUGUGUAUGUUACAUUUGCAUCUUACGGAAUAAAACAAUGCGUAGAAAGGCGGCGUCUUUCCUCUCUUCGUCACCGUCACCGAGUCACCGUUCUGUCGCCAAGAUAUUAUCGAUCACUAAUCCGGGAAACAAUUUCCCGCGCAUAAUUAUAUAUGAUUAUAUGUAAGGCGUCAUAUAGAAUAUGUCCCUAUAUAAAAAUAUAUAAUUAUGUACGAAGUGCGGCGAUACAGUCGUAUAUGACGGUGUAUAAGUACAUCCGACCUCGUUUUGCACGUAUGACGAUAUGUAUGUACACUAUAUUGUUAAAUAAAAUAUGAGGCAUAACAGCAAACAGGAGAAAGUUCUUUUGU
This is a messenger RNA of Dinoponera quadriceps, 1948 nucleotides long. RefSeq lists its product as uncharacterized. The record is from RefSeq and is a predicted model, not a curated record. The coding region runs from base 241 to 1191 and encodes 316 amino acids. NCBI's taxonomy places the organism in Eukaryota, Metazoa, Arthropoda, Insecta, Hymenoptera, Formicidae. The transcript has 6 exons.